Molecule: messenger RNA, 9520 nt
Organism: Pocillopora meandrina
Lineage: Eukaryota; Metazoa; Cnidaria; Anthozoa; Scleractinia; Pocilloporidae
Source: the annotation of a GenBank genome assembly
GGAAAACAGACAUCCGGGAGAUACAGUCGAUACACGUUGGGGCGAUUGCUACUUGAUUCAGUAAUGGCGACCUUUAAACGUAGAAAAACGUUACCUAACUCCGUUCAACCAAGUGGAUAUGAAUCCAAAACGCAUCCAUCGGCAUCACCUUCAAAUGAUGAGGAAUGGUCCACAGAAAAACUAAUUGAAGCAUCACGACAACUCCCUUUGCGACUCGAGAGGUUAGAGCAUGAAAAUAAAGAUCUCAGGCAACAACUGCAAAGGUAAACAAUUUGAGAAGUUCUGUUCAUUUGAGGCCAUGUAGAUUGCAAGAUAUUAUAAAAUUCUUUAAAUAAAACCGGCUGAAAUUGUUUGCUUAUGUAAUGAUCUCAUUGCUCACAAUGUAGACGCAUUUGUGUAUGCACAAUGAAAUGUUACAGUCGUUAUUAUCGUCACAGAAAUAUCUGCCCUGUCUAAUGCCUACUCCGCAGGGAAAUAAAUGAAUAAAUACAUAAAUUAAUCAAUUAAUCCGUCACAGGGAUAAAGUAUUCUGGUAGUUCUUAACUGUUGUGAUCAUUUAGCUGUUAGGAAAGGAGGAAUGGUUAGAAUCUUUCCGUCACGCUUGCAUUGACAGGACUCUUCUGUUCCUCAGGCGUGACAAACGGAAUAUAAUUAAUGGUCGACACUGACGGAAAUUCUUGAAAGCUGUUAGCAUAUUAAGCAACACCUAAAUGAGGUAGAUUAUCAUUUACGAAUGAUUUUGACUUCUCUUCAUUAUCGGUAGCCUCCACCAAAGUCAUAGUAAUGAAAAUAGGGAAUUAUCAGCGGAAGUUCAAAGACUGAGACAAAGGUAACACAAUUGUGGAGAGUAACACCUGCUUUAAUCCUUACCCACACCCUUAAACCAAACUUGUUUCUACCUGUUCAUGAAUAUCUUCCUGGACAUUACCCAAACAAGCACAAUUAUCCACUAAAACGAAAGCUAGUUCAAAUUGAAUUAAAGGACAAUUUAUUUUUAAUCAGGGAGUGAACAUGUCCUUGUCUCUUUGUUAGUGGGUUUCCUUGAAUAUCAUUCCUAGAGUAGCUUUUCUUGAAAGAAGCUGAUUGAAUGCCGCCAUUACCUUAAUACCAAAAUGCUACUUCGUACUCUCUCCCUACUUCUUCUGUUGCACAUCGCAUUAUAUUUGUGAUUUAUUUCCUUCUUGCUAUGUUUGAUACAGAUACUUCUUUUGAAUUUUUUUUGAAGGAAAUGUUACUAGCUGAUAUAUAAUCGAAGGUACGACAAUCGAUUGACUCAAUUAACCGGCAACUCUUAUUUUCAACAAGGCUUGCUACUGUGGCAGAGAGAAAAGUCAACAUGAACCAAAGAAGAACUGAAAACACGUUGAGCUCAAACAGGCAGUCUGAGCUUGAGGCAGAAUACAGGAACAACUUUAGGGAUGGAAAACGCCUUGACGCAGUGGAAUUGAUUGAAAAAAAAAUGAAGAAAAGUCGAUCUCAAGAGCUGUCCGUAGAAGAUCAAUUAAAGGCGUACAGGCUUGCAUGUUAUAUAUUUGAGGUGAUUUGUUUGUUCUGUAAAAUGUCGUGGAGUUGAAAUAUAAUUUAUUUUAUUCAUACCGUGCGAGAUCAGAUGCCAUGGCAGAAAAUUUAUAUUGCGCAUAGCCCGUGAAGAUAAAUUCGUUACCUGUUAUCUUGUGCGCGGGUCAACGUACGAAUAGUAAUAUUGUGUACAUUAUAGUGAGGGUCUUAGGGAUGAACAGUCAAACAGAUAUUUUUUUCAUUUAUUCCUUUAUAUUUUUUCCAUUUCUUAUUUAUUAUUCUUAUUUAUUCAUAUAUUAUUGGUCUCUAUUAUUUUUUGAUUUAUAUGCAAUACAUCCGCACUUUUAUAACGCGCCUACAAACUGAAAUUUUCCAGAUCUACAAGAUCUCUUUCUCUGUCUCCAUACAAUUCAUGUACAAGUUUCUUUCUUUCAGUUAUCUUACGAAUGUGCAGAGAAGGCGAGAAUUGGCUUUUUAUCCUACUACUCAUCGCUUUUGGACACUUUAGUUACUGAUGCACCUUGUGUUGGUUUAGGGGAUGGUAAAUAUAAGGUUUGUGAUCUUUAGUGCUGUAAUGUUUAUUUAUCAUUUUAACAAGCUCUUCCUUAUUUGAGUUGUUUUCUAUGAAAGGAAGAUAAAUAUUUUAUACGUACUUUUACAAUCCAUAAUUAUCAGUUUCAUACUACAGUAAUGAAAGGGCGUGCGAAUACGUUUACUUUUGUUUUGGCUUCGUUGGUUUGGUUUUUGUUUGUUUUUUUGUUUGUGUUGUUGUUAUUUAUUUCAAAAUAAAAAAAGGCGCGGAAGACGCCCGUGGCAUGGAGUUUGUGAAGAUGACCAGGCCGAUAAUUCGAAGAAAGGUCUUCAGAAAUUAAGAAAGUAAUUGAAAAAAAAAUUAUAGAUGCCCAAUUGUACAAACAGUUCAGUUGAAAAUUCAAACCGACAACUUUGAAACUGAGUCGUAUACUUUUACUGUCAUGAGAUUAAGUAUAUCUCUUUCUAUUCCUAAGCUUCCCGAUGUCCUACCUGCUAGACCGAAAGAUGUUCCACAAGAUUACACCAAUGAAGUCAUGGUCUUCGUUAAAGAGGCAGCUGGAAGGGAGAACCUUAAUUUGGAAAAGCUUGUGAAGGCGAGAUAACUUUCAUUGACAAUCUACGUUUGAAAUGUUGUUGUCUUUGUUUUUAAUUUUUUGCGUGUGUUUUUGAUCUUUGCUUUUUUUGGUUAAUUUUUCAAGCUGGGUUCGAAGUAUUUGACUAUAUUGCUUAUAGAUACAGCAUGUUAUACAUUUCGGUCGUAUCCUUCCAUUCAUGGAGUUUACCAAACUGUUUGCUUCUUUAUUUGUAUUUAUUGAAUAAUGCAACUUAACAAUGACACAUGUAUUACGUAUUAUUUCAAUCCGCACAGGCCGUAAAGAGAGAACUGAAGGUAAAAUGGAAGGAAAAUAAAAAGAAAGAGGAAAUCCUUCCAAGCUUUGAUAAAAGCCUCAAAAAGGAACUAAAAGGGUACAUUGAGUACUGCACACGAUUUUCGUGGCGGGCUGUUACCCAAGUCCCUCCGCUCAAAAUCGAUUACAAUUCUUGGACCUUUAACCCACUAUCUCACAGUGAAAGCCAAGCUUUUCCGUCGUUAGCUAAACCAAAUGCGUCUCAACGGUGGGCCAGCACCCAAGGAGGUAAACGGAUUUAUUGUUACCUAUGGCCGACACUUUACGAUUGGGAAAACAGAGUUAUUGCCAAAGGGGAUGUCGUUUUGACAGGGCGUAGCUCCGUUGGCUCUUACGUUUGACAAGCUAUGACUACCGGCAUAAUUAUGACUCAGCUUAUAAUGGAAAAAUUUUCGGUUCAUGUGCAACUGGAGAAACACUCACUUUUAUUAGAAUAAGAAAGAUAGUCAACUGAAAAAGAAAUUUGACUUUUUGAUUUUUGGAAGGAUUUGUCUUUGCCAUUCGAUUUUUACUUUUGAGACUAUUUCUGUAAAAGUCGUAAAUCGACAGGAACAAAAACUUAUUGUAAAACGUUUAGUACCUCUGAAAAAUCAAGUUAUUCUAUGUAACUGUAUAGGAGAUAAGAACUGCGUAAAUAGUGGACUAAAGACAGUUCUAUCGAUUUGAAAACAGCACAGGUAUCUCAAACUCACUGACUCGCUGGACUUGUCAUGAAAACAACCAUUUCAUUUUAAGAGUGCUAGAGUGUGUAAUUUGCACUUCCUAUGUAAGAACAUGGUAAAAUGCAGCACACGUUUUAUUUAAUAAGAAGCCUACCUUGACACAAAAUUGACCGGCUAGACCAGUUAUAGACCCGUCUUUUUUUAGUGAGUAACAACUCGAAUCUUUAGGUGUGAAUUUUUGUCUGUAAAUAUUCGCCAAUUUUCAACAAGUUUGUUACGACUGGAGUGGUUUAUUAAACUGAUUACUUCUUUGACCACUCACAUCAAUAUAUCAUCAAUAUAUCGUUGUUUGAUUUCAACUGAGUCAGUCGUUUUGUUUUGUUAGUUUCUGUUAGUGCCGUGUUACUUUUAUUUAAAACUUUUACUGCAAGACCAGCCUACGCCACAAAUUGUAAGUUCGUCAGUUUCUUUUUCAUUCAGAAUAUUUUUUGUAAAUUGAUUUUGUUGUUUUUUUUGUAAUUCGUAGUGACAUAUCUGCAUUCAUUUGUUUUCAGUCGAAUCAUGUCCAUCUAUCUUUAUAUCUGAAAACAUGUCUAUCUGAAAAAUGACUUAUAUGCGCAUUCACUUUCUUAGUAUUUUUCAACAUUACUUAAACUGCUAUUUGUUUGCUAUGCUGAUGUGACUAGCAAGACUGCCACAUUGUCAUACAAGAAAUAACACAAAAAGUAUGUAAGGACAAUACAUAUAUCUUAUUGCUAGUGUUACUUUGAUAACGAUAUUACAUGUAAUUUUCAGCUGCUCAUCACGUUCAUUGCGUGCGUGGACAAAUUCACUGAGACAGCGUUUCACCGAUCCUCAUUUCUACCGCAAAAAGAUAUGUUGAAAUUCAGCAAUACAAAUUUUCAGCGAGGUGGAGUAAAACAGUCGAUUUAAGAGUAAACUUCUGAUAACUGCAUAUUUGUACGCUUUCUAACCUUUGGUAUGAGCGAAAAUCUGAAUCGACACCAUAGGGCCUAAUGAGCAGAUAUGCCAGAUAGUCUUGUGAAAGAUUGGUCUAAUGUCUCAGACCAAUCUUUCACAGGACUAUCUGGCAUAAUCACAAUUCAAAGUUCACAUUGUGAUAGAGCUGGUAGAAAAAAGUGAGCUUAUUUUUAAGUAAAGUCUUGGGAGAAUCCAUUCCGACAAUUUUCCCUUCGCCAAGCAGUACUCAGACGUCAAAACAGUACAAUGAUUCAUCUCUUUACGAAUUAUGCUUUGUAUAAGUUCAUCCCUUUGUGUAUCCACACUGGAUGUUGCUUCAUCCAAACAAAAGAGCGCAGCGGAUCAACUGCCGCUCUCCGACACUGAAAUUAGCACCAUUUUCUGUCACGUGACAGUAAAGUUGACCAUCUCUAUUACCACAGUCGACUUCAGCUUAACUUUGUCCAAAAUAUUCCGCAAUUCUUCAACAAUAAAUUUGUCAGCUGGAUCAAGACUUCGACGAAGCACUUCAUUAAAUAGGAAAGAACUCUGACUAAUGACUGCCAUCAUAGUGCAAACAUCCUAGACUUUGAGAUCAGUCAUACAAAUUCCAUCGAUAAUGAUGGUGUCGGUGUUUGCUGGCAUGCGCAACAAACAGGCGGUAACUGACGACUUUCUAGUACCAGUCCGUCCAACAUCUAUUUUCUCACCGGGAGUGGCACUAAAGCUGAUGUUUUUCAAGACAGGAGGACCCCCUAGGAAAUAGCUCACAGACGCACGGGAUAGUUGCGUCGUAGCCUGGCUCCGGGUGAAGUUGUGUGGAGCUCAAGACUCGAUCGACGAACAUCACGGAAUUCCCCGUUUCUCCGAUGGGCUGCAGCAUUCACUGAACUGUGUUGGUGAGCCGCAGACAGUAGCAUAUUGAUUAGCCUAAAAAGCUGAAAAAGUAAACAUCAUUUUAUUACAAGACACAAAUGUUUAACUGGAAAACGCUUCACAGGUCAAAUCCAUUGACGAAGAACAAAGUGCUUGCACAAGGAGGAAAGAAGUACUUAAAAUCGUUAAAGAGUUCCCUCCAAAAGAAAAUAGAAGAAGAGGAAUUUAGAAAAUAUCAGCUGCUGAGCUGCAAGAAUCCGAGGAGAGAUUUUUAAGAUCUACAUAAUAGAAAAAGCUUGAAAGGAAUUCUAUUUCUCGGGUAUCAGACAAUUUUACUAUUUUAAUCACUCACUACCGUGUGAUACUGAUGACUAUCGAUCGGCGAUAUUCCAAACAAAACAUGGCAGCUGCCAUAGUUUUUUACCGGUUUCUUAUUUUUUCAUCCCAGGUGUCUUCUCUCUUUUGUAUUAAAUCAAAUCAUUAUUUACGGAGUGUUUCUCUCCAAUUCACGGAUGGUGGUAGCCUAACUUGGUCUAACUUUUGCGAAUCUAUGAAAAUGAAAUAUGCCGAUGAUUUUAAUUGGAGUCCUCUUCCAAAGUUUACCACAAAAAACAAAUGAGUAGCUUGCGUUUCAAAUGAUUAUAGUACAUUAAGCUAUUGAUUGACUUUUCUCCAAAAAAAAAUUUAUUUCGCCAUGUGUUGCUAUUAUUGAUUUUAAAUUAACUUUUUUUCUAAACUACAAAUUAAUUUCCCAGCUUGAGAAUGAGCUAAAUGUUUUUUUUUAUUUUUUUUAUGUCAAGAGUGGCUUUUUAAGGUCUAAAGUAACCUCAUUUCGCUGAUAACGAAAAAAUUACUGAUAUGUUGGCAAAAACUCCUGCUCAAUUGGAUUUUGAUUGUCCCUGAUAGAAACUCGCCGAGUUGGGUUUUCUUCCGCUCCAUGAUAAAAAUUACAGUCGGCUUUCAGAACGCUCCACUUCAUCUCGAAGUGAAAUCUGAUUAACAAUGUGUCAAGUAACAAAAUGCCAAUAUUUACCGAUUCUUUCUUUUAUAACACGCUGAAAUUUAAAGAAAAGACCAAUAAAAAUUGCAAACAUAUAAGCGAAGAAGAACUUUUGGCAAAGACCAGGCGGCAACGAUUCUCCGUUAUUGCUAAAGAGCGCCUGGAAAUCAGUCAACUUGUCAAGUUUGAGAACAAUAUAUUAAAACUAGCCAAAGCUGAUAAUUAAGCUCCAAAAUGUUGCGAAUUCCUAGACUUGCGAUGUAGGUCAGGUUUCCGCACAACUUUAAGGCUUUCGUUUGAGCAGCGUGGAAAAAAACGUCACUAACUUUUCCAUGCCAUAAUAAAGUAAAGACAGGGAAGAAAUCUGGGGGAAAAAAUUUGGAACGCGCUAAAAUAAUUGAUCGAAUCAAAUUUAGCUCAUCAUAACUAGUAAACAGACGUCCACUUUAGUCUUUUUGAAUAAGAGUAUAAUUACAAUAACUAUGGCAACUGAGACCAUGAAAGCUGAUAACCAAUGAUUCCUCUUGCUUUAAAGAAGUUGCUCUAGACCAUGAAAGAAACGUCUAAUAUUUGUUCUUGCUAAACUCAUAAUUUGCCCUUUUAUGACUCAAAAUAGCAGCCAAAAGACAGAACCUAAAUUUGAUCUUUUUGUAAGCUUCUUCAUGCUAAUGAUGAUCAACCAACCUUUAUCAUCUUUAAGGGGUCAGAAAAAAUCUGAUCUCGAGAUUAUAAGCACCAUUAUUCGGUCAUAAUCAGAAAAAGUACUCAGACGAUGUGCAAUUGUCAAAAAAAAGCACAGUGAUUCACCUUUUUGCGAAUGAUACUUGUAUAAGUUUAUCCGCUAGUCUAUCCACACUGGAUGUAAACACACUUAUUCUGCCCUCGAGAGGGAAGUUGGUUCAGUCCCUUCUCUCAAGGCCGGAUGAGGCACCAAAUAUAGAGGGUGCCCCAUCAAGCCAGCUUUCAGAAGACAUGGGCAGGGCUGUCAGCUUUGAAAACCGGAGAUAACUCCUAUCAUGGUAGGCAUCCAGGUUCGUAAGCUGACUCGUAAGCCGGCAUUUUCGUUAAAGUUAAUAACGUAAUUUUACUUGGUCGGAAAAACGAUGUAGAAGAAUCAGUAAUGACUGAUAAAUGGCUAGGACCUUGUUAGUAUCGGUAAAUGAAGUUUUAAUGUUUACUGAAGAGCGGUAAUAUUAUUUGUGGAGUGGCAUUAGUGUUACAUGAAUGAAUAGAAAGAUUGAAACUGUAUGUGCUGAAUGUGUACUUUCAUCUUUGGAUGUUUCCUUUCUUUCUGAUUAAGUGGUUAAAAAGUGUGUCGCACAAACGGAUCUACAUGCCUCUUAAUUUUUCUCUGGAUUACAAUUAAUUUGAUUUAAAUUUUUGAUAAUGGAGUCCAUGAUCCAGAUAUGGCAAGCAGAAUUUGAUUGACUUCUAAUCGACCGAAAAAUCGUGGGAUAUUUGGGUCGUUGCCAUUUUCGGCCGAUCUUACAUGUACGUUUACAGGGGAAAAUUUCCUUUGUCGUUACAUCGAAGAAAACAAAACGAAAAGGAGACGAUUGUGAAAUAAACUAAAACGUUAGCGAAACGUAGACUAAUGAGACGUCGAGGAAUUGACCUGAGAUGCUGAGGAAACGAACGAGGACGUUAGUGAACCGGUCGUUAGCAAAACGGCUCGUAGGCGGAACGACCGCCACUCGUGGAAUUAAAUCAAUUCGCUUUUCUAGAAUCAACAGUCAUAAUGAUUCAUGAAACAACAUAUUAACAUACUAUCGGUUAACUUUCUUUUGAACUGCAUCAAACCGAAAAUCGGCUCCAUCCUUUCAGAAACCGGCUCGAAACUAACUUUCGAACACUUCCUGUUUAUUGCUGAAAGAGUAAACAUUUUAUUGGUUAAAAUAACUUUCGUUCUUAAAUGUGAAAAGAAGGGAAAUUUAUUUGGUAAAACAGCUUCCGUUUCCAAAAAUAACCUCGAAAUAUAAAACUGCAAUUGAAGUCGGACAAUAGUCAAAAUACUGGAGCUGCUGUCCCGACGGCUUAAAAUGAAUACUCUACUGAGCAGUGCAGCAAUUCUAUUCAGAAACUCAAAACGCUCGUUGUUGUACGGCUUUAUGGCUGGAACGACGGUUGGCUUAGAGGAGUUAGUGGGAAGUGUGGUAUUUCACUGUCCGUGUGAGGGACAUUUUGCAUAUGGAUUGGCAUUUCUUUGGGUUCCGGCAAUGCUUUUGUUUCUUGCCGGAAUCUUGGUCGAUAGAGAUCUGUGGAAGUUCGCCACAAUCUGUAAAAGACGUCGGAAGAAAUAUCUGACUUUCCGCUACCUUAAGGCUUUGUUCCUUACACCAUAUGUCUUCAUAAGAGCAUGCAUCGCCCCAGCUGCCUGGCUAGUACUGUCGUUUUUACGGCAACAAUACUACACGUGCGCCUAUUUCGGACCACCUUUAGUUGAUAAAGAUGCCACGAAGUCAAAUACGACUGACCGAUGUCUCCGUUACUUUGAAGCCGGUACCCGCUCGGAGCAACUUGAAGAACGUUACAAGACCCACAGUCAGAUAGCAGGCUGGUCUUUGCUGCUAAUAGUAGUGUCUACUUUGUUCACCUCAAUUUUUAUUCGUCGGUGUCUUAAAAAAGCAAAGCAGCUUGAAAUACCAAGCUUGGAGUAUUACCGCCACAUUGAGGCGAAAGAAGCGCUGGUACGGUUCCAUAUUAAGGCAAAAGAGAUAGCCAAAGAAAGCGCUGAACGAAGCGUAGAAAAGUCAUUCGAGAAGGUUGAGAACAAAGAUUUUGAUGAGCGUAUAAAAGAAGUAUCUCAUGAUGUGUAUUACAGGUACGGAUUGUUCUUUAUUAUUCCAGAGAGUCCUGCUUUUCACACCCCAGAGGGUGUCGCAGAAAAAGCGCCACAGUUUCUCUCGUGUGGAAUCGAUGCCACGGAUAAUCGUCCGAGUUUCUCUAAUGAUCAAAAUUCAGGAAAAAUACUGACUACAUGUGAAUGCCAACACAAACCGAGACAGACAGUUUCGAAAGUCUCUCUUCAUCGCCAAAACGCUGUGACUGAAACAACUGUAUGA